Molecule: messenger RNA, 2642 nt
Organism: Delphinapterus leucas (beluga whale)
Lineage: Eukaryota; Metazoa; Chordata; Mammalia; Artiodactyla; Monodontidae
Gene: CCNO
Product: cyclin O
Source: RefSeq, a predicted model, not a curated record
ACGGCCACCCGGCUUUAUCAUGGUGACCCCCUGCUCCACCAGCCCCGUGAGUCCCGCCGCCCGGGCUGGGAGGCGGGACGACCAGAACCUCCGUGCCCCGGUGAAGAAGAGCAGGCGCCCACGCCUCCGGAGGAAGCAGCCGCUGCAGCCGCUGCAGCCGCUGAACCCGUGCCCGCUACCCGGAGACUCUGGCGUCUGCGACCUGUUCGAGUCCCCCAGCUCCGGCUCGGAUGGUGCAGACAGCCCCGCGGCGCGAGGCUGCAGCCCCCUACCCGGUCCUGCCCAGCGGCUGGUGCAGCUUGAUCUACAGACCUUCCGCGACUACGGUCAGAGCUGCUACGCCUUCCGCAAGGCGCGGGAAAGCCACUACCACCCGCGGGAGUCAUUGGCGCGGCAGCCACAAGUAACGGCGGAAUCCCGCUGUAAGCUGCUCAGCUGGCUAAUCCCCGUGCACCGCCAGUUCGGCCUCUCCUUCGAGUCGCUGUGCCUGACGGUGAACACUCUGGACCGCUUCCUUAUCACCACGCCUGUGGCUGCAGACUGCUUCCAGCUGCUCGGGGUCACGUCCCUCCUCAUCGCUUGCAAACAGGUGGAGGUGCACCCGCCGCUCGUGAAGCAGCUCCUGGCCCUGUGCUGCGGCGCCUUCUCCCGGCAGCAGCUCUGCAACCUCGAGUGCAUCGUGCUGCACAAACUGCACUUCAGCCUGGGCGCGCCGACCAUCAGCUUCUUCCUGGAGCAUUUCACGCACGCACGCGUGGAGGCCGGGCAGGCAGAGGUGUCCGAAGCCCUGGAAGCGCAAGCCCUGGCGCGCGGGGUGGCGGAGCUGAGCCUGGCUGACUACGCUUUCACCAGCUACACCCCCUCCCUGCUGGCCGUCUGUUGCCUGGCGCUGGCAGACCGUAUGCUGCAGCUCCCUCGCCCGAUGGACUUGCGCCUGGGCGGGCACCCCCAGGCGGCGCUGCAGGACUGCCUGGGCAAGCUGCAGCUACUGGUGGCCAUAAACAGAACGUCCCUGACUCACAUGCUGCCCCUCCAGAUCUGCGAGAAGUGUAGCCUGUCCCCGAGCUUGAAAUGAAGUAGACCCUUGGUCUCCUUUGAUCCCCUGGCCUGGCUGCUGGACCUCUCCCAUUGCUUUGAAAGAGUGCAGUAUUGGCCCACAGAGAAGGGUUCAGUCCUCCCACUUGGUCACCAGGUCAUCAUGCAGGUUGUAAAUAGUGUACGAUUGUGGGGUUUCAUUGUUUAUUUAUUUUGCUAACAUCGCACGAGAGAAGAGACGAGUCUUUCCCCAAUAAACAGGCUGUCUGUGGUGGUUUGUCUGAAUACUACCAAUGCGAGUGUCCACGAAGAGGGAAGGUGAAGGCAAUCCGGGAAUAGAGGCGGUCAGCAACCAUGGAGGGUUCCUCCCUCCCCCCAGGCAUCUCUGUUUGGGAACACCAGGUUUGGAGAGGUUCCUGUAGACCGAGGUUCCAGUUACAAGGCAAGUCAGGGUCACUUGUUGGCCUGUAACUGGUGACCUUGUUAGGCUGAGGACUGCUAGAGGUUCAAAGGACGAGGUGGGGUGUGAGGCUGAAAAGAACCCACAGCAGUCCAUGUUGUCUAGCGGGGCCAGGGGGCACACUGCUGGUGCAGAAGAUCCCAGGCUGAGAAGCUUUGGGGACUGCAGUCCCACUAGCUAGGGCAACCAAGAGUUACCCUGACAACUGCCAGAUGUGGGAAAAUGAAGGCUUUGCAGGCAGUUAUGGCCAUUGCAAAUUGAGUCCAUUUAUCCUGCAAUCACAUGUUGAACAGUUCUCUCUUGUCUUACACCUACUAUGUGUGAGCCCAUGGUAACAAUGGUGCAAUAGUAAUCAUGGCUAUCAUUGAGUGCUUACAUGUACCAGGCACAGUGUUCAGCAUUCAUUAUUUCAAUCCUUCAGCAGUUCUAUGAGGCAGAGUCUAUUAUCCCAUUUUUCAGAGAAGGACACUGGGCCACCGAGAGGUUAAACAAUAGUGGAGCAGCCAGGAUUUGAAGGCAGGUGAUCUGAGUCCAGAGUUCCACCCUUUGCCACAUGCUCAAUUUCCUCCACUUACAGGUUUCUGGAAAUGCUAAAAAAAAAAAAACCACCUCUUCCCAAGGUAGGUGUGGGACAAGUGAUCUGUUCAGUGCCCUCCAUUUAAUAGGGACUAUGGAGAACAUAUUUGGAGAGCCAGUACAGUCCUUGCCUCUAGUCAUGUCACAGGAGUCAUUUUACAGAUGGGAAAACUGAGUCAAGAAAUGCGACAGAGGCUUGCUGGAGUUCUGUGACUCCACAGCUGUCCCAUCGUCUUCAUUCUCACUGUUGUGAAUCUGCUGUAGACCCUGAAUCUGUAACCUCCAGCAAAUUAACCUCCCUGAGCCCAAUCGCUAACUGAUAGCGGGGCUAUUAUGAAGCUUUAAAUGAGAUUGCUAUGAGGUAGUAUAAAGUAGUGCUUAAACACUUGGACUCUGGAGUCAAUUUGCUGUGUGACCUUAAGCAAGUCACAUAUCUAUGCUUAAGUCUUUCCUGUAAACAUGAGAGUAACAGUAGCAUUUACCUGGUAGUGUUGAGGUAUGGAUUUAAUGAGAUGUUCUCUACAAACCCCUCAGCACAGGUCCUGCCUGGCACAUAGCAAGUCUUCAAGAA